AUGACAUUCAAAUAUGUAUUUUGGGCAUUUGGUCCUGCAAUAAAUGCUUUUCAAAUGUGUAGGCCUGUUAUUAGUGUUGAUGGUACACAUUUAAAAGGAUCAUACAAGGGAAAUAUGCUUGUGGCUGUAGCUAAGGACGCUAACAACAGCAUAUUACCGAUUGCUUUUACCAUUGUUGAUGAGGAAACCGUUGAUAGUUGGUGCUGGUUUUUUGAGCAAUUGAGGUGUGUUGUACAAGAUAAGCAAUUAUGUGUUAUCUCCGAUAGGCAUCGGGGAAUAAUACAUUUAAUGAAAUAUUUAGAAAAAUGGAAAGAGCCAUUUGCAUAUCAUCGAUUUUGUUUACGACAUGUCUGGAGUAAUUUAAUGUCAAGAUUCAAGAACUUGACUUUAAAAAGACUCUGUUGGGCAAUUGGAAGCACUACUCAAGAGCGUAAAUUUUCCAGAUAUAAGAGAGAAAUUGAAGCACUUAACCCCAGUGCUUGGAAAUAUCUUGAAGAAAUUGACAAAAGCCAAUGGUGUCUUGCAUUCGAUAACAAUCUUCGUUGGGGUUCAUUAACAACAAAUAUUUCAGAGAGCUUCAAUAAUGUGCUACGAGGUGCUAGGCAAUUGCCUAUUAGAGCUUGUAUUGGAUUAACAUUUAAGAGGACAGUGCAACUAUUCAAAAGAUACACUAUGGUUGGUUUGAAUUGUAAAACUUCUUUACCACCAAAUAUAUGGAAAAUUUACAGGAAAGUUGACACUCUUGCACAAAGCCAUCAUAUAGAAGAGUUUGACUAUACCAAGGGAGUGUAUCGAAUAGUUACAGCUAGAAAAACCAAUGGCCAUGGUGGAAAUGUGCAAAUUGUCUAUUAUCAUGACAAAAAGUGCACAUGUGGUAAGUGGCAAGCUCAUAGAUUUCCUUGCUCACAUGCAAUCACAAUUUGUCGACAGAGAAGAGACAAUCCUCUUACUCUUGUGAACGGGGUUUAUGGCACUUCAACCUUCAAGUGCCAAUAUGAGUCUGAUUUUGUUCCUCUUCUUCAUAAUGAUUAUUGGACAGAUCCUGGGUGGAAGAUUCAAGCAGAUUACUCAAAACUUGUUACAAGUCGUGGUAGAAGACGACAAAGUCGAAUAGAAAAUGAGAUGGACCAACGUCACCCUAAUGAACCACGUAAGUGUGGGAUAUGUCGUCUAAGUGGUCAUAAUAAAAGAAAUUGUCCAAAAUCUCAACCUAGAUAA
This is a messenger RNA of Erigeron canadensis, 1218 nucleotides long. RefSeq lists its product as uncharacterized. NCBI's taxonomy places the organism in Eukaryota, Viridiplantae, Streptophyta, Magnoliopsida, Asterales, Asteraceae. The transcript has a single exon. The record is from RefSeq and is a predicted model, not a curated record. Gene Ontology annotation, molecular function: zinc ion binding. The coding region runs from base 1 to 1218 and encodes 405 amino acids.